AUGGAUCAAGGGAUUUGGGAUUCUCUGGAGGACUCCCAAUUUUCUGAAACUCCGGCUGAAAUCGAAUCGUAUUUGAAUUCCCCCAUAGACCGGGUCAGGGCUAUGGUCGGAGGUGAUUUUCCGGCAAGCUUGGGGUUUUCUGGAUGGGCAGAGCAGAUGGGGAAGAUUGGAUCACACAGCAGAGGAUUCACAACUUGGCCAACAAAGAGCACAACACCAUUGGUCUCCUCCCUUAUUACAAAGAGGAAAGGAUGGUCAGCUACAAAGUCAAACAAGUCCACGGGCCUGUACCUCGAACAUGUAGCCUCCAACAUUGAAUCCGAAACUGCUGCAGCCUCCGUGCCCUGUUCUUCCACCUCUACGCAUGCCUUAUGA
Striga asiatica is the source of this 375-nucleotide messenger RNA. The record is from the annotation of a GenBank genome assembly. NCBI's taxonomy places the organism in Eukaryota, Viridiplantae, Streptophyta, Magnoliopsida, Lamiales, Orobanchaceae.